AAGUAUGGCUGUGCAUCAUUGUACCAUCAGUUUUUAGCCCCGUAGUCUGAUCUCUUCUGUACACUGCCCUAGCAGAUUAUUGUCCCUACUUAAAACGUGUACUUACAUUGCCCUGUCCAUUACCAUUCGCCCAUCAGCCAGCCCGGUAGCCAACGUAUCCUGCUAUAUGGCAUCCUACCGCACCAAUUCUCCUACGCCAGCAGACAUCGUCACUUAUCGUUUUCGUGGAAACUUGGUCUACGUAAAACCGGAGCUAGACUACGAGCUCGCUCUAGACGUUGCUCAAAAAGAGUUCGUCGAACUCCUUGGGAUUUCUCGGCAACAGAUAGUGUUCACGACACAGGCCACUGUCGGUGGGGAACGCAAGUGCGUACGCAUCUCUGCCAGUGCAUGGGCAUCUACGGUGUCGCGGAUGCUUCGUGGAGAAGUUAUCGAUGUUGGUAUCGUGGAGGACAAAAAACAGGACGAGCCACCACAGUAUCUUGAAGUUCCUGAUAACAAGGAAGGAGAUUACACACGAUGGUCUCGCUCUGCCCCUGCUUCACGAUCCAAUUCACGCACUCGCCAGCCAUCUCCUACACCGUCGCUCAAUGACGAGGAAAAGUCACGAAGAUCCUGGUUCAGUCGACAUUUUUGAUCUUUUGCGUGGUUCACGGAACAUAAUGUACAGGACCUCAUUUAAUACACUUCGUACACCAUACAUCAAUUCGCCGGUCGUAUACCCUUCAUUUGCACUGUAGUAUAUGCUCACUGUAUCACAUAUAGUAUGUUCGUCGAAUACUUAUUUUGUAGCUAACAAUUGUUACGAUAACUCCACCACUCGUCAAGUCACAGAGGGAAGCACUGAUCAGCUUCAAUACUCGAGCUACUCAAGUGCGGCUGUGUCUCAACAA
Desarmillaria tabescens is the source of this 893-nucleotide messenger RNA. RefSeq lists its product as uncharacterized. The transcript has 2 exons. The record is from RefSeq and is a predicted model, not a curated record. Bases 167 to 637 code for a protein of 156 amino acids. NCBI's taxonomy places the organism in Eukaryota, Fungi, Basidiomycota, Agaricomycetes, Agaricales, Physalacriaceae.